CCUGCAUCAAGUCGCAUCGAGAACGGCUUUGAUUUUUUCUCUUUAUUUAUUACCUAUGUUUUUUUUGCUUCUAUCUUGCGCGACUCUCGCGAUUGCGUGAUUAGUUUUUUUAUUUUGAUUUUUCUCUUCCCCCUUUUCUCGCUACGUUCAUUUCAGAAACGAAUUACGGUAAAAAAUGAAAAAUUCGAUUGGUCCAAUGAGAUCGAUUGAUUAAUUUUUGUCGAGCUCGCGAGCAAUUACGCGUCACGGCGCAAUAAUCCAUGCACAUCGGUUUAUUAUUUUCCUUCUCUCGCAAAUUAUCCACGUGCUAUUUAUACUGAAAUCAACCAUGCGAAAUCGCGCUGGCCUUUAUCGGAAGCUACUUUGUCGUCGAUAACAAUUUUCGCCCUCAAUUAUUCAAAUUCACAUUCGUUGUUAUUAUUUUCCUUCUCGAUAUAUCCUCGCUCGUUUUUUCGUUGUCUCGAUGUGCCGCUGCGCCGCAGCAGCUCGCGUUAUUUCGACACCCGUAGCGUCGGCCGAAUUAAUCAUUAUCGACGAUCGUCGUCGCAAUUAUGACUUCGAUUACGAUCGGCGAGUUAUCGCGUCGAGCCAACGUCGUCGGGCAUCGUAGCAAAUAUCGCUGAGACAAUCGAGAAAAAGAGAUGAAGCUGGUGGCUUACAAAAAAUACGCCAUCUACGGUGUCGCCCUGUUCGCUUUCUCGCUCACUUGGCUGCUCGUCGUGAUGCCGAUCUCGAUUAGGAAAAUUUUGAGACACGAAGUCGCGUUGAAGAAGGGCUGGCCCAUGCGCGGCAUGUGGGAGAAGUAUCCGUUCCCGCUGCUGUUUCACAUCUACGUGUUCAACGUGACGAAUCCGGCCUCGGUCAGUCGGGGCGAGAAGCCCGCCCUGCAGCAGAUCGGGCCCUUCGUUUACGACGAAUGGAUCGAGAAGACGAGCGUGCAGGACCACGAGGAGGACGACAGCGUGUCGUACCUGUCCAAGCGCACCUAUCGCUUCAACGCGGCGCGCAGCAAGAACUACACCGGCGACGAGGAGGUCGUCAUUCCGCAUCUCUUCGCCGUCGGCCUGAUCAACGGCGUGCUGCGCAUGAAGCCCGACUCCAUCUUCCUCGUGGCUCCGGCGCUCGACAGCAUCCUGCGCAAGCCCGAGUCGGCGUUCGCCCGGGUCAAAGUGCGCGACCUGCUGUUCGACGGCCUGCUGAUCGACUGCAACGUCGAGGACUUCGCCGGCGCCAUAGCCUGCAAGGAGAUCGCCGACAGGUACGAGCAUCUCCGGCUCAAGCUCGUCGGCAAGAAGUUGUACGCGCUGUCGUUCCUCGGCACGGACAACGGAACGGCGACCCAGGCACGGGUGCGCGUCAAGCGCGGUAUACGCGACUUGCAGGACCUGACCAAGAUCGUCUCGUACGACAACAGGACCAAGCUCACCAUCUGGGACGACGAGGGCUGCGAUCGACUACACGGCACGGACGGCUCGCUCUUUCAUCCGUUCCUGGAUCGGGGUGGCCGCGAGCAGCUCACCACCUACACGCCCCAGUUCUGUCGCAGCCUCGUGGCGAGCUUCGUGGCCAAGGUGGGCCUCGGGGCCUUCUGUGUCCAGCUGCUGCGCUACACCACCGACCUGGGCGUCGACGGCCUCGGCCAGGCCGAGCACAAGUGCUACUGUCCGGGCGGCAGGACGGCCUGUCCGCGUCGCGGCGUCUUCGAUCUGUUCAAGUGUCAGGGUCAGCCGCUCGUAGUCAGCAAUCCGCACUUCUAUCUGGCCGAUCCGGCCUUUCUCGGUGCCAUCGGCUCGGGUUUGGAGCCCGACAAGGCCAAGCACGCGAUCGAGAUCGACGUGGAUCCGCUGAUCGGGACGCCGGUGCGCGCCAGGUUGCGCUUUCAGCUCAACAUACAGCUGCAGCCGGUGCAGGAGGUGCCGCUGGUGCGGGGAUUCCCCGAGGUGUUGCUGCCCCUGGUCUGGGUCGACGAGACCCUGGACCUGCCGAGGAAGUUCGUCGUCAUGAUCGUGGCUGCACACGCCAUCAUCGGCCUGUCCAAGCUAAUUCUGAUGUGCACGACCAUAGCCGGCCUCGGCAUGUGCUGCUACGCCGGCCUCCUGCUCUACAACGAGAAAAGAUCCUCGUCGUCGUUGUACCCCAACAACGGAGAGCUCGGCAGCACCGCCGCUACGGGCAACAACAACGGCAGCGGAUCGGUGUCGCCGAUGUCGGGCGAGGAACAGAGGUCCGCCUUCGACAUAAUAAAGACGAAAAUUUUUCCCAAUCGCUAG
Molecule: messenger RNA, 2270 nt
Organism: Trichogramma pretiosum
Lineage: Eukaryota; Metazoa; Arthropoda; Insecta; Hymenoptera; Trichogrammatidae
Product: sensory neuron membrane protein 1-like
Exons: 5
Coding region: 642-2270 (542 amino acids)
Cellular component (GO): cytoplasm; membrane
Molecular function (GO): scavenger receptor activity
Source: RefSeq, a predicted model, not a curated record